CUGUCAAGCGACACAGUGCAAAGACUUGAGCAUUGUCAGAAGGAGAGCUUGGGACGCGGAGCACACAGACAGCCUUUUGAGAGGGACACCAUGCGAAUCUUCCUGUGGAGCGUCUUGUUGUUUUGUGCAUUUGCCUAUGCACUCAGCGACUGCCGGAAGGACUGCCUCAGUUGCCACAGACAUUUGUACAGUCAACAGGAUGACUUCAGCCUUCUUAUUUGUGUCAUGGAGUGUGAGGGGAGGCUCUUUUCGAGAGCCACCUGGGACCUCUGCAACAAAGCGACCAGCGGGAAAGCAUCUUCUUUGCCGCUAAGUUUUGGGAUCCUGGACGACGAAGACGAUCGGCCCUUGGAGUUCUGGAAUGGCCGCUUCUUGAGAAGCCGAGGGAGCCUUCAGCCCUCCGGAGACCUGACCAGGGUGGUGGACCUCAGCAAGGACGAAGGUGAGAAGCGGGUCUCUAAAAUGAGCAGCCUCAUCCGUCAGCCGCCAGUGGAAGAAGAAGGCACCAGCGACGGUGGCCGGCAAGACCCCCUCGGGGACUUCCUGAGCAGAUCAUUCACUUAUGGGCAACUGGCCGACCCAGGAGUGCAAGAGCUCCAGAAGCGAUUCGGAGGCUUCAUCGGGGUCCGGAAGUCCGCCCGGAAGUGGCACAACCAGAAGCGGUUCAGCGAAUUCCUCAAACAGUACCUCGGGAUGUCUCCCCGUUCCGUCGAGUACGAUGGCUUGGCCGAUAAUGACCUGAAGGAACAGAACGAGAUCUAAGCAGACGGGCGGACUUUCCUCUGGGUUCCCGGGCGUCGUUUUUCCUUUAUUUCUUGUACCACCAACAUGUUGUGUGAAUUGGUUUCAGGUCUGCCGUGGCUCGAGAUACCAACCCUGUUCCCACCCUCCGUGCCCGAAAAACAAAACGCCAGUCCUUGUCACUGAAAGGGAAAUCCAGCAUUCCUUCAAAGGGGAAAAACUCAAAGUUUCUAUGUAUCAUAGUAAUAGUACUAAUAUUCCUCCCAUUUUUCUAACCCAAGCCCAAAUAUCACCCAGAAUCCUCUUUGGCUGCAUCUGCACUGCAGAAAUAAAACAGUCUGACACCACUUUAACUGCCAUGGCUCUCUCUGUCAGUGAGCUCUGGUAA
This is a messenger RNA of Sceloporus undulatus (fence lizard), 1129 nucleotides long. It is a transcript of the gene PNOC, whose product is annotated as prepronociceptin. Gene Ontology annotation, biological process: sensory perception; neuropeptide signaling pathway; chemical synaptic transmission. The coding region runs from base 91 to 762 and encodes 223 amino acids. The transcript has 3 exons. Gene Ontology annotation, cellular component: plasma membrane; dendrite; neuronal cell body. The record is from RefSeq and is a predicted model, not a curated record. Lineage: Eukaryota; Metazoa; Chordata; Lepidosauria; Squamata; Phrynosomatidae. Gene Ontology annotation, molecular function: opioid receptor binding.